AUGGGGAUCCACGAGGGGCAGUUGGAAAGAACCACCAGGCCGCUGUACGGGUUCACGGGAGACUCCGUCAUUCCUCAAGGCACUAUCCGACUACCUAUAACAGCCGGAGAAAAACCCCGACAGACAACAACAAUGGCCAACUUUGUGGUCAUUAAAGGAGGCUCCCAAUACAACGCAGUAAUCGGGAAACCAACCCUCCAGGCAUUAAAGGCAAUAACCUCCAUCUACCACCAAAAAGUCAAAUUCCCCACCCCAAACGGCAUAGGAGAAAUUAAGAGCAACCAGUACGAAGCCAGGGUCGCAUACUCCGAUGCCUUACGCGGAUAUGACCAGCCGGGAAGACAGGAAACGAGGAUGGUUCAACAAGGCCUCAUUGAGGAUAUAGACCCCCGGGUCCAAGAGGAAAUUACUUGGUCUCAGCCCAUCGAACAGUUGGAAGAGAUCCAGAUUAACGAAAGCGGAACCACCAAAAUACUAAAAAUAGGUUCGGACUUGACCCCACCACUCAAAAGCAGGAUUGAAAUGGGUUUUAAAUAUUUUUCUAGAGUUUAUAUGAUUCUUCAAAGAUUAAACUAA
Molecule: messenger RNA, 576 nt
Organism: Morus notabilis
Lineage: Eukaryota; Viridiplantae; Streptophyta; Magnoliopsida; Rosales; Moraceae
Exons: 1
Coding region: 1-576 (191 amino acids)
Source: RefSeq, a predicted model, not a curated record